This is a messenger RNA of Mauremys reevesii (Reeves's turtle), 1606 nucleotides long. It is a transcript of the gene SPI1, whose product is annotated as Spi-1 proto-oncogene. NCBI's taxonomy places the organism in Eukaryota, Metazoa, Chordata, Testudines, Geoemydidae. Gene Ontology annotation, cellular component: nucleus. Gene Ontology annotation, biological process: cell differentiation; regulation of transcription by RNA polymerase II. The record is from RefSeq and is a predicted model, not a curated record. Gene Ontology annotation, molecular function: sequence-specific DNA binding; DNA-binding transcription factor activity, RNA polymerase II-specific. The coding region runs from base 308 to 1108 and encodes 266 amino acids. The transcript is spliced from 5 exons.
UGUGAUGUCACACUGAGCUGAUACAGCCCAGGGACUAUCUCCCUUCUACAGACAUUUGAUAAAAUCAGGAACUUCAGAUAAGUCUAGGGAAGGUUCUCACCUCAGAACCUAUUACAGAAAAGUAUGAAAGCUAAUUAGGGCCCUUCUCCUAUCCUGAGAUCCAUUACAACAAGGGGACUUCAAGGAGUCCAAAGAUCUCACUUUUGUUGUGUUGUGUUUUUUUGUUUUUUUUUAAUGCAACUUUUAAAGUCAGUUAUUCUGGAUGUUUGAAAAUUGAAAUUAGAAAAUUCACUAAGAAGUUGGCUGAAUGUUGCAAGCUUGCAAAAUGGAAGGAUUUCCCCUCAUUUCCCCUCCCUCAGAAGAUGUGGUAUCCUAUGAGUCAGACCUCUACCGUCAGCCCCAUGACUAUUACCAAUAUCUCAACAGUGAUGGAGAGAGUCACGGUGACCAUUACUGGGAGUAUCACCCACACCACAUGCACAGUGAGUUUGAGGGCUUCGGGGACAACCAAUUUACAGAACUCCAGAGUGUACAGCCUCCUCAGCUGCAACAGCUCUAUCGGCACAUGGAGUUUGAGCAGAUGCAUGUCCUAGACUCGGGGAUCCCAACCACACAUAUUGGCCUCAACCACCAGGUCUCCUAUUUGCCUCGGAUGUGCGUACAGUAUUCCUCUCCACAUCAGCCCAGCUCUGAUGAGGAGGAUAUGGAGAGGCAGAGUCCCCCUUUGGAGGUAUCAGAUGGGGAGACUGAUGGUGUGGACCCACGUCCUGGAAUUAUACAUGGAGAGCCAGGCAGCAAGAAGAAAAUCCGUUUGUAUCAGUUCCUUCUGGACCUUCUUCGAAGUGGAGAGAUGAAGGACAGCAUCUGGUGGGUGGACAAGGAAAAAGGCACUUUUCAGUUCUCCUCCAAACACAAAGAGGCACUGGCACACCGCUGGGGCAUCCAGAAGGGCAACCGCAAGAAAAUGACCUACCAGAAGAUGGCACGGGCACUGAGAAACUACGGCAAGACGGGGGAAGUCAAGAAGGUCAAGAAGAAGCUGACCUACCAGUUUAGUGGAGAGGUAAUGGGAAGGGGAAGCACUGAUAGAAAGCAUUAUCCUCACUGAGCACAGGCCUUGGGACCCUGAGCAAACCAAAAAAUGAAGACCUCCUGGCUGGAUACUGGCAGAGGAGACGGACGCAUCUUUCUCUUUGCUUCACAUGCCCACUUCUCUACCUUGUCAGGGCUUUUAACGUCCGAUGUUUCUGGUACGAAUUCCCUUCUUCAGCACUUGAGAAUCCUACAGAUAAGAGAAUUCUGCUUCCAUCCAACAAGCUGGACAGAGUUGGGAAAUUUUAAAAGUGUAUAAAUAUAUUAUUGUCAGAAAAUAUUUGUUUGAUUGUGUUGUAAUUAAUGGAUACAGCUGAUGAAGUUUUGCCCUUCAAAGGCAGUGCUGUGUCAUCUUCAGUGACACUGCAUUAGCUUACGGCUUUUAAACUAGCAUUAAUACAGGCUCUGCCGCAGCUCUCAACAGCUAGAGAGAAGUUUGCAGAUCUUGGAAAGAUACCUGUUCUGUUUAAAUUGUAAUAACAUGUAUAUAUUUAAUAAAAUUUGAUAUAAUGAA